Messenger RNA from Pedinophyceae sp. YPF-701, 552 nucleotides. NCBI's taxonomy places the organism in Eukaryota, Viridiplantae, Chlorophyta, Pedinophyceae. The record is from the annotation of a GenBank genome assembly.
AUGGACGAGACGGCAGCGAAGCUCCUCUCGGGGUUCCAGUCCGUGGAGGCGGUCGUCGACCGGCUCCUCAACGCCCGGGACCGCGCUGUCGAGCUCGACCGGCAGCGGCAGGGCAUCCGCGAAGCCCUACACGUCCUGCGCAAGGGCGGCGACCCGCCGCGGAAGCUCUCCCUCGAGAGUAGGGUCUGGGUGUUCCGCAACGGCCCCGUGCCCGUCCAGCUGUCGCGCGCAGACGCCGUGAAUGAGCUCGAAACGAACAUGCGCCGCAUCGAGGACCAAAUCAAGGCCGCGAGGGAGGAGCAGAAGCGCCACAUGCAGGCCCUCGAGGAGAAGGGCGAGCUCGCGAGCAAGAUCGGCGGCGCGAGCGCGAGCGCGCUGCUGUCGCUGCGGGACCCCGGCGGGACCGGCGCUGCGGACCUCCUGGGCAGCGCAUCGCGCGGGCCGCGCCACAGCGCUGGGCGGCUCGUGCCGGACGCGGAUGAGCACGCCGGCCCGGAGCCGGACUUCUCGAAGAUCGACGCAAGCAACCUGAAGCUCGACGAGGUCGAUUGA